AUGUGUUUGGUAGAGGAGCUCCUGUGGCGCAGCAUGGGCUUCACUGGCGGAAUCCGGCUCUGCGUUCCGUCAUGCGAGGGUGGCGCAUCUCCGGCUCUGAACACGCUGAAGAAGGCGCCCAUCCUGAAGAGACGAACGAACACACACCUGUCUUUCACACCGGACGCGAUCAAACUGGAUAUGAUCUUGUUUCCCGCAAAUCGAAUCCUCAACGCAGACGAUCCGUCCAAAUUCAUUCUUGCCUCGUUCGAGGGCUUGAGGUUCCCGGACACUCCAGCUUCGACUACGAGGGAGUAUAUGAUGCGCUUAUUCAAAGCAGGGCUCUUUCUGAAUGGGGCUCAAUAUCGGUUCCAUGGACACAGCAACUCUCAGCUGAGAUCUCGUAGCUGCUUCUUGCGACAGGCAGACACCGAUGGCGAGCUCGACGCUCGUAUAUACAGUUUCGGAGAAUUCGAAAGAAUUAUGAACGCAGCCAAACGUGCAAAACGGAUCGGACUGUUGUUCUCGAAGGCUGAUCUGGAUUGGGUCCUCGAUCCUGUCUGGACGAAAGACAUCGACGAUAUAAUAGUCAACGGAGAAACCUUCUCGGACGGCUGUGGAUUGAUGUCAAAGCGGUUUGCAGUGCAGCUGAGUCGUCGCAAACGGAUCAUAUUCCAUGGUCGCCCGUACACGCCCUGCGGUGUUCUCAUGUUACAUCCUGAGAUGCCCGCUGAGCAUCACGCACAAUUUCGGGCGAGUCAGAAGAAGUUCACUGCAACGCAGGACAAUACUUUCUCUAUGGUCGACCAUUCGGUACCAUACGCCUUCGGACGUCUCAAUAACGACAUCAUUGUCCUCUUGGCAAGUCUAGGUAUCACGUCGGAGACGCUCCUCGCGAAACAAGAAGCUUACCACAAGUGGCUCACGGCUGCCUCCACCGACUGGGAAGUCGCAUUCAACUUCCUCUGCUCUCUCGGGCGCUACGAGCUCGCAGAACAGCUCUUGCUGCAGGGCGUGGACGACAACAAGGUGCAGAAACAGAUCCGGUCCUGCCAGAUGUCCGAGCUCGCCGCGUUCAAGAAGAACGAGAAAUUCCGAUCGCGGAUGGUCGUGCUCAAGUCGCGUCUCCUAUUUGGUGUCUGCGACCCUUACGGUGUCUUGCGCGAGGGCGAGGUCUUCGUCCGCGUGUCAGUGCCUCGCAAGGGCGCAUCAACACUAACGAACACAGACGUCCUGGUCGUCCGGAACCCUUGUCUCCAUCCUGGCGAUUGCUUGAAACUUCGCGCCGUCGAUAACCCUCGCCUGUCUCACCUCGUCGACUGUGUUGUGUUUGCCUCCAGAGGGAAGCGGGCAGCUCCUUCUAUGAGCUCCGGCGGUGACCUUGAUGGCGACAGAUUCUUGGUAAUGUGGGAUCCAGAUUUGGUUCCGAGGAAGGUUGCAGAGUCGUACACCUAUCCUGCUCCCAAGGAGCGUAUCACAAACACGAUCACAAGAGAAGACCUAGCUAGGCAUUUUGCCUCAUAUAACACCAUGACACUGGCCAGAAUUACUGCACUUCAUGCGAAGUGGGUUCGCUGCAGCCCCAAAGGCGCCAUGAGCGAUGAGUGUCAGGAUCUCAACGCCCUGCAUUCAUUUGCAGUGGAUGGCGCACCAGUCAAAAUCCCCGACCGUCUUAAGACUCCGCCCGAGCCAAAGGAACCAUACAUCAUCGACCUUCUCCAAGCGGCAGCGAGGCAAUUCUUCGACGACUUCACGCAGCGGCAUCCGGAAGCACUUGAGAUGUCAUCGCUGUCCCCUGAUGAUGCGAACGAAGUGCUCGCGAAGUUCCUGUCCACCGAGAAGGCAGCCAUGUCUGAAUAUGAGGUAGUCACGAUGGCUGCUGCGUUUGCACGGAGAAACGCUGUAGAGAUGCGGCCUCACUUAUCUCACAUUGAUUUCGGGGCACUUACGUCUGCAGAGAAGCAUGCAAUCAGCGUACAACUCAACCUCACACCGGAUCGGGAUCCGUACAUCUGGAACAGUCUUAUCCGCUCAGAGAUACUUAGACCGCGGGACAUCGCGAACCGGAACCUUGGUGGUCCUCUGCGCUUGCAGAGGCUGUAUGUGUCAACGGAGCAAGGCCGGGCAGCGUUCUUCGAGUACCUCCGGGAAGCCACACAACAGUACAAACGCCGCCUUCUCAUACUGAAGACCGACGACAGGUUCUCCAUGGGAAUUUUUCUGCGUGGCGAGAUUCCAUGGGACGAAGAGCCGGAGAUCAACGACAAUGUACUUGUCUGUCCAUUCAUGCCCGUGACAUCGGAGAUGACCUCAACCUACUGGCGCGGAACUAAAGGCUACAAACUGCAUUGCAGCGAAAGCAUGCUCCAACUCUAUGACAAUAACAGAGCCAAUACCUUCAUAUUCGUCACUCGACCUCCAGAGAAGUCCGGCUCGGACAUCGUAACGAGCGUGGCACUGCAGAAGAUCUCAGGCCGCGUCCAAAAGCAAUAUGGACGAAUGUAUAGGACACCAGUAGUCACCAUCGAAAUCCACGUCGUGUCCAACCGCGAUCGAGUAGCACACCAAGCCUUCGAUCUUCACUUUGAACAAGUGCCUACGGAGGAAUUUCUGAAGAGAUUCGAUAACAUUCCCACUGCGUUCACCCCGAACACAAUCCACGACAUCCAGUGGGAAGAUGACACAUUGGGUGCAACCAUAUUCUCUGCGACGAAAGAACAUGCAUCGACGCUCUUGGCGGGACUGGAGGUCGACCUGCUCUGCAAGUACCUCCGUAUCGCGAUCGAGCACCGAGUAGAAGCCCAGAUCUUCUACGUAUUUGAGGCAUUGCUCGACAAGGAGGAGCUCCCAUUCGCGGAGAUAGGCGAAUGCAUGGAGCAAUACCCGUCCCUCGCUUAUUGCAUCUUGAAGCGUCAUCUCUCAAACGGGCCUGCAUUGCUUCCGGAAGCCAUUGCGGAACUCGGACCCUCGUUGAUUCGUGGUAUCGUGCGCUCUGCGAAUCAGCUUGGUAUUGCUUCAUUGGCAGCACUGGAACGACUAGCACCCGACAUCGGGCUCCUCGACCUCGCCACAUACCUUGAUACGCUCUGGUGGAUCGCCUUGAGUGUCCGCGCUCCUACGGUUAUGCAGGAGCUCCUAUUGAUUAUGCACGAGAGUCGGACCUCCGUACGGUCUCGGAGCCCGGACAUGGAGUAUGCCCACAAGUUCGCCCUUGGCGUCGCUUUUGACAGGGCAGAAGAAGCUGCUGACGCAUGCCCGUGCGACGAUACAGGAAGGCCGAAGCGACAGCGUACCGCUCCCAUACGCGCGACACUGGUUCCCCCCAAACCUCCUCAGAGUCAGAAUGAAGACGACACUGUCGUGGUUGUCGACAAUGCACUAGACUUGAAGCACGUCGUCGCCCAUGUGCGCGUCGACGCACAAACUCCCAUCCGCAUCCACUCGCACGUCCGCCUCAGGUUAGCGUCGCCAGUGGAGGGGCCGCGAGUCGAGGCCGGCGGUGUUAUGCUUGACGCGACUGUCACGCGCGCUACGAGAGGAGAGCUCUAUCUGGAGCUCAAGCACCCCCUGCCGCCGGAGUAUGCACGAGUGGAUUGGUACAUCUACAACGCGGGGAGCAUCGCCACGUCCAAGGCCAUGAUGGACGCAGUCUCCAAGCUCGCACUCGAUGGAGGCCAAGCAUGCAUGUUCGCCGACAUCAUUACUGGUUCAGCAAGAGAAAUACAGUCCGAAGAUGAGGAUGAAGGACGCGAGGCGACUGUCGUGCAGAAUAUCUCUGCGUCCUUGAAUGCGAGUCAACGUGCGGCGCUCCUCGCUGCGGGCCCAGACAAACUUGCGUUGAUUUGGGGCCCUCCUGGAACCGGGAAGACCACAGUCGUCGUUCAAAUAUUGGCUAGAUUCAUUCGCGAGGACCCUGAGGCCAAGAUACUGAUGACAGCUUCCACCCACAACGCUGUUGAUAAUGUCCUGGAACGUUUCAUCGCCGACAACGAGGUCUCUCGGCUUCUUCCACAAGAGCGAAUUCUACGUGUUGCGACCGAGAGCUCGAAGGUCAACAAGUCAUUGCAGAAGUACACCCUGGACGCCCGCAUCGGUGGGAGCAUCAACGACGAUCACAAUCUCGUUAAGAAAGCAGAGAAACGCGUGCGGGAGGCACGCAUCGUCUUCACGACCUGCAGCGGCGCGGGUUUAGGAGUCUUGCGAAGCAUUGACUUCGACACGGUGCUCAUCGAUGAAGCGAGCCAGAUUUCGGAACCAGUCGCGCUUAUUCCGCUCGUAAAGGGAUGUAGAAGGGCGGUGCUCGUAGGCGACCACGUACAGCUGCGACCAACUGUGCGGCCAAUGGGCAAGGCACUGGAGUUCGACAAGUCCCUCUUCGAAAGGCUGUACACCGGUCCGCUCUACUCCCGCAUGACUCGCACCAUGCUAGACGUAUGCUUCUACUUCCAAAUCUCAACACGCACGCAGCGCACAGACGAGAUCUCGAGCAGACUCGGUGCCUCGACCUUCCCAUGGCCACAACACGACCGUGACGGGCGGCUCUUCCCCGUCGUCUUCGUCCCCUGUGCAUCCGAGGAGGACUUCGGGCGCGCCUCAAAGGGAAACACGGGUCAGGCGCAGCUCGUCAAGCACAUCCUCGCUCUCCUUCGUGCGCCGCGCGACGAUAGCGAGCGGUCCGCGGCGCUCGUCCGAGACGUCUCUAUCGCUGUGCUGACGCCAUAUUCGCGCCAGGCGACGCUGCUGAAGCAGGAACUGCCCCAGAGCGUGGGGGCGGUCGUGAGCACCAUUGAUGGCUUCCAAGGACGCGAGGCCGACGUGUGCGUUCUGUCGACUGUGCGCGCGAAUAUGGAAGGCGAUAUCGGGUUCGUGGAGGACGCACGGAGGCUGAAUGUCGCGUGGACGAGGCCGAAGUUGGGUCUGAUCGUGAUCGGGAGCCGCACGACGUUGGAGGCUAACAGUGCGCUGUGGAAGAGGGCGUUGACGGCGUGCAAGGAGGUGGUUAUAGCACUACCAGAGGUCGAAUGA
Messenger RNA from Rhodofomes roseus, 5004 nucleotides. Its product is annotated as RNA dependent RNA polymerase-domain-containing protein. The coding region runs from base 1 to 5004 and encodes 1667 amino acids. Lineage: Eukaryota; Fungi; Basidiomycota; Agaricomycetes; Polyporales; Fomitopsidaceae. Gene Ontology annotation, molecular function: ATP hydrolysis activity; helicase activity; RNA-directed RNA polymerase activity. The record is from RefSeq and is a predicted model, not a curated record. The transcript is spliced from 17 exons.